Molecule: messenger RNA, 645 nt
Organism: Scutellospora calospora
Lineage: Eukaryota; Fungi; Glomeromycota; Glomeromycetes; Diversisporales; Gigasporaceae
Source: the annotation of a GenBank genome assembly
AUGUCAUUUAUUUUAAAAUCUGCAAAUGUCCUCGGAUUUCUUGCAUUAGUAGCUAUUGUAGUCAUUCUAGAACUUAAAGAUUUAAAUUAUUUUCAAAACAGCAAUAGUCAAAAUAUAACAAGUGUCGAUACUCAAAGCGCGUCUAACGCUACAGGCACUUAUCUUACACCUACAGAUUAUGCUUUUGGAAUUUGGUUUUUGGUUCUUCCGUUGCUUCUUUGUUUUGUAAUCUGCCAAUGGUUUUCAUGGGCUGAAGACUCAGUAACUGAUGGAGUUUCAUAUUUUUUCUUUUUUCAAGCUGCUUUGGAUGUUGUCUUACUGAUUUUAUGGGUUGUUGAUUAUUAUAUGAGACCUGAUAAUAUUUUUGCUUUUACUAUGAUUUGGAUAUUAAUAUGUAUCGCCGUUCGUCAAGCUGAAAUUACUCCAGUGUUUAUAGUUGCAUUGGCAGGAAUUGGAUUAAUCGGUGGUGGGAUUUUUAGGAAUUGGGUAACUUUUGUAAUUGAAUGGUAUGCUGCCUACAAUUUCGUUGAACUAGGUGGCGAUGAUAAUUAUGGAUCAAGAAAUUAUAGACUAGAAGAAUCUUAUGGACUUAGUGGCCAUCAUGCUCCAGAAAUUUUUGAUAAUAAUGUAGCUAAAUCUUUCUAA